AUGGCGGAGCCGGAGCGAGCGGAGGAACCGGAACCGGGACCGGAGCCGGAGCCGGUGUCGGCCGAGGCGGUGCUGAGGGAGCUGCGGUUGUUCGAGCUGUGCUGCCGGGACGAGGACGUCCCCGCCAGGCUGGUGGAGCUGUGCCUGACCCACGGCCUAGGCCCGGUGGCACUGGCCAACGAGCUCUUGGCCUUCGUCACCAGCAAGGACCUUGACACCGAGCUCUCCAGCGACAGCCUCCACUCCUUUGAGCAUGAGGUCCUCAUGAAGCGCAGCAGCAGAGCCUCCCAGAAGAGGGACAACCGCUGCAGUGGCCUCCACGACAUCCACUCUCUCCAGGAGCUCCUUGAUGAGGAAGAGGAGGACGAGCUGCUGGAUGCCUACACCACGCCGUCCAAGAAUUCCCAAAAACGCCCCAAUUCCACCCCGGAGACGCCGCGGCCCAAGCGGAGCCUCUCCUCCCGCAGCCCCUACGCACUCUUCUCCCCCAGCAGCUUCUCCCCAAGCGUCACCCCCUCGCAGAAGUACAGCGCGCGCAGCAGCCGCGGCGAGGUGGUGGCCUCCUUCGGCUCCAUCCAAGGUCCCACGUGGAGCGCGCACGGUGGCCGCGGUUGUACCCUGGCGCUCUUUGGUUCUCCGGAGGAAAACCUCACCAAAGCCUACAAAUUCAUGUUCCAAAAAGCACUUGAUGUCCGGGAAGUGUUGUUGUGGAGGAUUGAGGAGCUUGGUGAUGCGCUGAAGAACCACCAUCACCUCGAGGACUUCACCUCGGUGUUGCUUCCAGCCCAGGAACCAGUGACGGUGCUGGGCCAGAUUGGGUGCGACUCCAACGGGAAGCUCAACGCCAAGUCCGUGGUGCUGGAGGGCGACCGGGAACACUCCUCUGGUGGCCAAAUACCCCUGGAUCUAUCGGAACUGAGGGAAUAUUCCCUCUUCCCAGGCCAGGUGGUGGCGCUGGAGGGGACCAACAGCACCGGGAAGAUGAUGGUGGUCUCCAAACUCUAUGAGGGGGUGCCUCUUCCCUUCCACACGCCACCAGAGCCGGCCUCAGAGCAGCGCAUGGUGCUGGUGGCCUGUGGUCCCUACACCCCAUCCGACAGCAUCGGCUACGACCCACUCAGCGACCUCGUCACCGUCAUCACCCGCGACCACCCCGAUGUCUGCAUCCUGUUUGGGCCAUUCCUGGAUGCCAAACACGAGCAAGUGGAGAACUGCCAACUCUUGGGGUCCUUCCCUGACGUCUUCAAGCUCUGCCUGAAGAUGAUCAUCGAAGGGACGAGAAGCGCCGGCUCCCAGCUCGUGUUCGUGCCCUCGGCACGCGACGUCCACCACGACUGCGUCUACCCACAGCCCCCGUUCCACUACCCAGAGCUGCCCAAGGAGGACAAGCAGCGUGUGCACUUCGUAUCGGACCCCUGCACCCUGGAGGUGGAUGGCAUCGUGCUGGGCCUCACCUCCACCGACCUGCUCUUCCACAUGGGAGCUGAGGAGAUCAGCAGCUCCUCCGGAAUCUCGGACCGGUUCACGCGGAUCCUGAAGCAUAUCCUGACACAGAGGAGUUACUACCCGUUGUACCCCCCCUCCGAGGAGCUGAACAUUGACUACGAGAGUUUCUACCACUACGCGUCGUUACCGGUCACCCCGGAUGUCCUCGUCACCCCCUCGGAGCUGCGGUACUUCGUUAAGGAAGUGCUGGGCUGUGUCUGCAUCAACCCCGGGCGGCUGACGAAGGGGACAGUCGGGGGUACCUACGGCCGCCUGUACCUACAGCGGGACAACACCGGGGGCGAGCGCAAAAGCCCCUGUGUCGCCGCUCAGGUUGUGAAGAUCUAAGUGACCAGGAUGGAGUUCCUUAAUCCGACCACCUACAACCCGACUGCUACACCGAGACUGGUCAAACACACCUGGAACUGUGCUCAACAACACCCCAACCGCUCCCAUUGUGCGGAGCCCACCCUCUUCCCGCAACACCCAGACACAGCCGGGGCUCUGCUUCGCCU
Messenger RNA from Pezoporus flaviventris, 2000 nucleotides. It is a transcript of the gene POLA2, whose product is annotated as DNA polymerase alpha 2, accessory subunit. Lineage: Eukaryota; Metazoa; Chordata; Aves; Psittaciformes; Psittacidae. Gene Ontology annotation, cellular component: alpha DNA polymerase:primase complex. The coding region runs from base 1 to 1833 and encodes 610 amino acids. Gene Ontology annotation, biological process: DNA replication initiation; DNA replication. The record is from RefSeq and is a predicted model, not a curated record. Gene Ontology annotation, molecular function: DNA binding. The transcript has 18 exons.